GAAUGUCUCGCCCACUCUCUGGGGUACGGCGCUUAUCGCUGCUGUAAACGUCUUCCUGAAACAACCAAUCAGGAGUUGGUGACGUCAGAAGCGACAUGGCGAGCUAUCAGUACGGGCAGGUAUGGGACUGACUGCUAGUGGGCUGCAGGACCGGGCGGGAGGGAGAGGGUGGGGGGGUGUGUGUGUUACCAUGAUAUCAGUGUAUAAUGUCACUAUAUGGGUAGUCUGUAUUAAGUAGUGUGUUUGCAGGGGGGGCGGGCUGUGCCAUUCAUACAGCAUUGCUGGGGGGGGAUAGAGCUGCCUGUCAUAGAAUCACACAUUGAUUUCACUGUCACUUUAGGGAAUAGAACAUUACACUCUUAUUACUUCCAGGUUCACCAUGAAGAUUUGUGUGAGCCCCAGAAUUCCAUGCAGUGCUCUGUCACUCAGAGUUAUUCACUAAAGUGAGACCUGUAAGCUGAAUUCAAAGGGAAUUUCACAUUUUAAGGUAAAAAUAGCUGAACUGGAAUAAUCCUCUGUUAGAUAUUCUGUUAGUUCGGCUACUCUGGUCUUUAAAUUUUGAAAUUCACUUUCAAUUCUCACUUUGGUGAAAUAACCGUGUAAGUCAGUGGCGGAUCCAGAAUCUAAUCUCGGGAGGGGCACUGGCAGAUCAUUUAAAGAAACAAUCCAGCUCUCUGUAGUGGUUUUGGUGCCAGGAGUGCCGUGGCGCCAUCCCAGCAUAAGUAGUCAAACCGUUUAAAAAACAAUUUGAUAACUUACCCUGGGUCUGCCGGGAUAGGGGCAGUAGUGUGUGUGUGUGUGUGUGUGUAUGGAGAGGCAAUGUGUGUGCGUGCGUGGGAGGGCAGUGUAUGUAUGUGGUAGCAAUGUGUAUCUUGGGAGCAGUGUGUUUGUGUGUAUUGGGGGCUAUGUUUGUAUAAGGGAGGUGAAUUGGGGGCUGAGAUAUUGUUAUUUAUAUCUCCUGAAACAGGCAGUGAGUGUAAGGGAGAGGGCUGUGUGUGUAAGAGGGCUGUAUGUUUGUUUGUGGUGUAGAGGGUUAUAGUUUGUGUGAGUUGGGGGCGGGACAGAUUAAAGAUAAUUUUUGUAAAUUAAUAAAUAAUUGCUAAAUAAAUAUAGUUAAUAUCCUCCAUCCCUUCUUACCUUUGUUCAGGGAUGGAGACAUUGCUUUCUUUCCAUCCCUAGUGGUGAGAGUGAACUCUAGCCUGCAGCUUAGGCUAGAGUAAGCUCUCACGAGAACGGAGCAUUGCCAUGGUAACCACGUCAAGCUCCGUGUUCGUGAGAGGAGAACUCGGCGGAGCUGCAGGUAAGAGCUCCCCCGGGUUCUCUCUCCCCCUCCCCUGCCAGCCGUCCAGCGAUGUGCCUGUGGGCUGGGGAGGGAGAUCACUGAUCUCCCCUCCGGUCUGUGAAGGCGAACAACAGGGCUGGCACUUGGGGCAGGCGAGACCUUCGGCCUCACUAUUUUCUCGUUAACCUCCCCCCACCCCCCCCCCCACCCCCAGAAUCUGCCAAUGGUGUAAGUGUGACUUCAUCUCUUUCUAUUUUAUUUUUCAUUCAGGGUUAUCACAAUCUUACGUAGUAGGGAUUUUGUAGAGGAGCACUGUAGGGAUAUGGAUAAAAACAUGUAUUCCAAUUGCUAUAGGGUUACUCUCCCUAUGUAGAUGUCGUCUACCUCCCUUGUUACACUGCUCUCACCGUGGCUGCCACUGCUUCCUUAGCUGAGUUCAUCAAAGUUGGUGAUAUUUGACGAUCCAAUCCUUUCCUAUAGGGGAGCAUUGGGAAGCUAGAGCGCAUUCAUGGCAAAAUGAUGUGUCAAGCAAAUGCUUCCCUGGGAUUCAGUGGGAUUGAGCAGCAGCAAGUGACUUUAAGUUAAUGGGUCUGGCGGCAGCUGAUGGGAUUAGGUUGCCGCUGCUCCAGACUCCCCCUCCUCCUGUCUCUCCAGCACCGUGCAUAUUUCUGUGCGCCGGGAGGAAGUGAACUGUAAUUAGCUCCUCCGCGCUGAAGCCACAAAAGUGAAUGGGUGGGCAGCCGGCUCUGCAGAAUGGUACGGGCUGGAUGCUGGCUCUGAGGAGGUGAAGCAGGCGGCAAGCAAGCAGUCUUUACCUGCCUUUCCUGCCAGCUUGCAAUUCCCCUGCAGGAUUGUGAUAGGAACCCAGGCGACAGAACAAAAUUCUUAGUCGCAAUGGCUACCUGGUAACUGGGAUUUGUCAAGCUCUGCAUUAAGCUGUGGUUGUUUUGGCUACUAUAGUGUCCUUUAAGGUACCACUGCAUAAUCUCACUGACAGUUGUCUUUAACAGGAUUAUUCACUAAAGAGUGUAUGCAAACUGAAUAUAAAGUUCAAUGCCAAAAUGCCCAAAUUGGAGAACUUCUCUUUCAGCUAUGCUUCCAGUUCUCUCUUUAUUUUUUUUUAUUUUUUUAAUUCUUUGUUUUUGGUGUGCAUGUUAGAUAUAAAGCAAUUUACACUUUCAGAGAUAAACAUAGUACGUAAGAUUAAGUGUAUAGCAUAGCCAGCACAUUUUUAUAUCCUAGGACAGUAAAAGGAUUAAGUACAGAACAUCUCAGAGGAUGCAUUACUUCAGUAUUAUAGAGCCAUCAUCGUUAUCUAGACACAAGUAGCAAAGGUUAAAAAAUCAGCUUUAGUUAACUAGGCAUUUAUGUCUGCACUUGGUUAUAGAGAGAGAAACUUACAUUUAGAUAUGGCCUCUCAGAUGUAAGGGAGAGUAACCUAAAUAUAUGUGUAGUAACGCAUGCUUAUCAACAGUUAAAACAAAUGGGAUGGGAUAUUUGUACUGCUGGGUAUUUAGCAGAUGAUGAUGAUAAUAAUGUAAACACACAUUGUCCUGCUCUGUGACCAGGAUUGUAGCUGAAAUAGAGGCAGCAGCAAGGCUUCACCCGAUACCACUAGUAUUCUUGUACAGACAGUAGAUUCCCUGGCCCAGCAUGGUGUCUCCUUGUGCCCAUACGCAGACCUGCGGCAGAAACCGGUCCUCAUACUGAAGGGAUAUGCGGUUGCGGUUUUUCACCCACCCAGGCUGUUGCUCUCCUUUUGCUAAAGACUCGUGCCCUAAGGCGCUCCAGCUGUCUGGGAACCCUCGUUAUUGCUGGUUAGGAGAGGGACAUUCCUUCAGGUAGGCCUUGAACGUGGCAGGUAAAUUGCCGUCGCCUCCUUGUUCUCCAGUUUGGCAGGUAGGGUGCAUGAGGGAGGCCUGUGCUCCUAUGCGUUUCCAGAACGCUUGACAAAUCAAGUUGAAUUGAGCCUCAAAGUGCUCCCUCCAUUGAGGGAUUCCUGGGCCCUCUUAAGGUUGCACAAGCUGGUACAUGGCCACAAUUUUUGGUUUGUCGUGUGGUCGGCUCAGCAUGGUAACUCAGCAUGUCGGGUGAGUAGGUUUCCUCAGCAAGGACUGGGAUGACCCCCACCGGUCCAAAGGGGGAGGAGGGGCUCGUGAAUCAUAUCUGUCCCUGUGCCGGAAGAUCGGCCACUAGGUCAUCUCUCAGAUAAGAACACAGGUCGGACAUCAGUGCUUCUCCAUAUAUUUGUCUGUGACUGGUAUCCAGAAGCUCCGACUCGCUUCAGUGGCAUACAAGGCUGUACGUCACAGGCAUACAAGGCUGUUAGUAUUCGAUCUUGGGCAGUAAUUUUUAGUUUGUUUCCUUUGUGUCAGAGCACUCAAAAGGCAUGUCCAGCCAUCUUGCCUGCCAGGCCCAGCCACCUACAGUUCGCUUUUUUGGUCCUAAAAUGUGACAUUCCCUUUGAAUCUGCGCUUUAGUGAAUAACCCUGUUAGCAAUCUUCAGUUGGGAACAUGCAUUUACUUGUUUUGCUCAGUUAUGACUGCUGAUGCAAUCACUUAGUAAUUGUGCUGUUAGGCAAAGCAGUGUGAUCUGCGGUGUGAUAGUUUGUGACUAUAGUUGAGAUGGAGGUUUCCAUCCCCACUAGGCCAAAAUUGCCAAACUGGAAAAUGUCACUGAAAUGUUUACAGUUCACUAAUUAAGUGCAACAAGCCAAUAAGUAUAUCUGAGAGUUUAUUCACUUAAAUCUGAAUGGAAAACUGUAAUAAAAAAAAUACUUUGCUUUAGUCACAGCUUGGCUGAUUUUAGCCUAAAAAAUGUCAGUUUGCUGUAAUUUGAAGUUUAGUGAAUUAACACAUUCAAAGAUAAAUAAUAACAUAAACUGUGCUCUUUAACUUCUAAAAUAAUGCAAACAUAAAUAAUAAAUAUUCCAGAGAUCCUGAACAGCUUAAUGUAGUGGUUCUGGUGCAAUGGACUGUCCCGAUUGUAUCCUUAACCCCACCCACAAAGGUUUAGACUUUCCUGGAGAAGGGGCAGGUCCAGCCAAAUUGUUGACAGGCCAGCCUGGUAUGAAUGUACACUAGGCUGCCUGCCUAUUAUUUAAACCAGUCCAUUGAGGGGAGCACUGUUACAGCAUGCUUGGCAGGGUCCUAGUGCCCUCAACAUAGCGCAAGCGCAUCUUAUGGUACACUCGCACUAUGCACAUUGAGGAUACCAGGGAACUAUGGUGGGACUGUGGGGCAGUACCCAAAAAUCGUGACAAAAAUUAGGAUAUUUGGGGGUCCUGAACCAAGAUGAGUAGUACUGCUCUAUAAAAAGGUGAGAGCCAGACACUGUUUUGUGAACUGGGCUGUGCAAUGGGAUCUGCUUGAGUGUUAAUGAAGGAAUUUGCAGAAUUCUCACUUACCAUAUAUGUCUGUUCCUGUCAUCCAUGUACAAAAGGCUACUGUAUAUGUAAUGCUAUGUGUACAAGGUAAAUAAAAUACAAUCCUGUUUAUAACUAAACAUUUUUUCAUGUAGAGUUCCUUUCACAUUCCAACAAGCCCGUCACUGGUGCGUGUUGGUUUUGUUUUACAUGUAUCCAGUAGAAACUAGCAUACAGCAAUACUAAUCUUGCAGGUCUGAGCUUGUUUGCAGUUUGUAUUUUACAAUCCAUCAUCUAUUAUUAGCUAACUCUGUGUAGUGACUCUAUUUCUCUUUUUCACAGGGAUACCCUGGGUCAGCAGGACAAUCCCCAGGAGCACCCCAGGGAGGUUAUUAUUCUGGACAACAGUAUGGGGGAGGGGGUCAUCCUGGUUAUGGUGCCCAAGCACCUGGUGGACCUUAUGCAGCUCCAUCACCAGGGGGCUCAUAUGGACAACCUACCCAGGGGGGUGCUGCACCAGGAGUUCCAGGAGGUUCCUAUGGUGGGCAGGCACCUGGAGGACCUUAUGGGAUGCCGGGAUCCAGCCCUUAUGGUGGCCAUCAACCUGGGCAUUAUGGGCAAGGACCUUCCUCCGGUGAGUUUGGAGUAAAGGGGAUAAUUUUUAAAGGGACACUAUAGUCACCUGAACAACUUUAGCUUAAUGAAGCAGUUUUGGUGUAUAGAACAUGCCCCUGCAGCCUCACUGCUCAAUCCUUUGCCAUUUAGGAGUUAAAUCCCUUUGUUUAUGAACCCUAGUCACACCUCACUGCAUGUGACUUGCACAGCCUUCCAUAAACACUUCCUGUAAAGAGGGCCCUGUUUAGGCUUUCUUUAUUGCAAGUUCUCUUUAAUUAUGAUUUUCUUAUCCCCUGCUAUGUUAAUAGCUUGCUAGACCCUGCAAGAGCCUCCUGUAUGUGAUUAAAGUUCAAUUUAGAGAUUGAGAUACAAUUAUUUAAGGUAAAAUACAUCUGUUUAAAAGUGACACCAGUUUUUUUUUUUUUUUAUGCAGGCUCUGUCAAUAAUAGCCAGGGGAGGUGUGGCUAGGGCUGCAUAAACAAAGUGAUUUAACUCCUAAAUGACAGUGAAUUGAGCAGUGAAAUUGCAGGGAAUGAUCUAUACACUAAAACUGCUUUAUUUAGCUAAAGUAAUUUAGGUGACUAUAGUGUUCCUUUAAAGCUUUCAAGCUCUUUAAUUGUGCAAAAUGCUUGGCUCUGGUUACAUUAGCAUGUACUGUUUUAGUUAUUGCAUAUUGGCAUUCAGCUCUCAGAAUGUCUUAUAAUGCUCUGUAUUAAAAUUAGACAUUAAUCUAUGAUCAAGUAAAGUAAAUUGAAUUUGCUUGCAAAAGUCCUAAUGUGAGCGUGAACUUCGUAUUCCUGGCAUUAUAGUUUCCCUUUAAAUGUAAUAAAAUUUAAAAAAAAAAAAAAAGACGUGAAAAUUUCAGUAGUGAAUCACUACAGUUUUUUCCUGUGCUAUAUCAUUUCAGUUAGUUGUGGAUCUGUAUCAGCCAGUCCAAAUGUACUUCCCAACCAACAGAUGGCCCCACUUUUCUUACCAUGUGGUACAAUGGUUAAUAUAUGAAUGAGUGGACCCCUGCUUAAAGGGAAACUAUAGUGCCAGAAAAACAAACUCGUUUUCCUGGCACUGUAGCUUCACCUUCUGUCAAGGCUCACCCCCAUGGUGUAGAAGGGUUUAGUAACUCCUUCUUUCACUUGCAUGGGUCCAGUGUCGGUAGAUAGCCACUAGAGGAGGACUUAACCCUAUAAGGUACCGUAUUUUUCCGUGUAUAAGACGCCCCCUGUUUUUUUGAGCCCAAAAUAAUGAAAUCAAAUAGAACUUUAUUUUUAGAGGUAACCUCUGAGGAGAACACCACAUUUCUGAUUCUCAUGCCUCCCCUGUGCUACGGUACUCUGGAAAGUUAAUGGCUCUAUAGUGCAUGCUACAGCUCCCACGAUACAGCAGGUGGUGUGAAGGCAUGCUGGGACAUUACACUAGUAUUCCAUCUGUUCCCUGAUCCCCAUUUCCUCCCCCUAAAUAUAAAUAUAUAUAAUAUAUAAAAUAUAUAAAAUCCUAUUAUUGUGUGGCAUGUCUCUGGAGCUCUGUUGGUGGUAAGUGCUGAUGUCUGCUGCUGCUGCUCCCAUGCAUAUAGGGACCUCUUCCUCCUUGCCACUGCAUUCAGAAGUGGAUCGGCGGGAGGCCAGGUAUGUGUGUGCGCCGUGGUACACUGAAAUGCAGCUGGCGCCAUCUAUAGGCCCCGCGCAAGUGUGUGUGUUUUAUUUUUUAUUUUUUUAUAAAUCCCUGUACUGACAUUCCGUGUAUAAGACGACCCCUAAUUUUAGACUAAAAAAAAUUAGAAAAAAACAGUCUUGUACAUGGAAAAAUAGGUAAUUAUUGUAGUUUAUAAAAACUGCAAUAAUUACUUGCUCUGGGUUGGGAUUUGGCACGCCCAUGCCCUGUGACUAUACUAAUAUGCAUCCCACGGAUUGGGAUAUGGCGGAAGGGAGCAUGCCAGGUGUUCUCCCACUUUGAUAUUUAACUUGUUAAUUCCAGUGUAGGAGCUUGAAUUAAAUACGCAAACAAAUUAAUAAACAACAAUAUGAUAAAACUUAGUAGAUAUACACCAAACAAAUUCGGUAGAGUAUCUUUCUAAGAUUAAAGAUAAAGAUUGGAUACGGCUACCAUAACCACUGUAUCACUAGUAUAAAAUAACCACCACCAGGGGUUAAGCAAUCAAAAUAAAACACACUAAUUGAGAAAAUCAAUUAAAAGUACUAUGUACUUUUAAUUGAUUUUCUCAAUUAGUGUGUUUUAUUUAAAUUAAUAAACAAAUUGCUUUCACUGUGCAAUUCGUUUUACAUUUAUUUUGACUUGUCAUUCAUCUCUUUUUGUUUUGAAUGAAUGAACUAUUGGACUAUUUAAGACUCAAUUGAAUGAGAUCUGAACAAGAGCAAGGCAAUUGUCAGGAUCAGGAACAUUUAGGGUGCUACCCCUCCAAAAACAAACCUUGUUUACAUGUAAUCAAAGUUUCUUUCCAUAUCCCACAGGUAACAUUCCUCCAGGUGUUGACCCAGAGGCAUACACGUGGUUCCAGACAGUUGAUGCAGAUCGCAGUGGCAACAUCACAUUUAAGGAGCUGAAACAAGCCCUGGUGAACACCAAUUGGUCAGCAUUUAAUGAUGAGACCUGCGUCAUGAUGAUAAGUAAGUAUGAGGAUUUAUUUAUUUUAAUGGUCUAAUUUUUUUGUUUUUUGUCAAUCUUUAUUUUAUUUGUGCAUGUAGUACUAUACAAGCAUGAGGUGCUACAACAGCAAUAUCACAUAGAACAAUAACAGAUAUUGUAAUCAAAGCACUAUCAUGCCAUGCAGUUGAACUGCACAUUUUUCUUUUGUCCAUAACAAAGCGAAAAAAAGAGAGUAGCUAAGCAAUUUUGGAACACUCGCAGCAGGUUUAGUACUGCACCUACGUUGUAGUAGUUAGAAUGCAAUAAGAGCAAAUUAGACUGUAGGGCCUGAGGCACAUGGGUCGGAGAACCAGGGGAUUCAUAAGUGAGCUGUGUUUCCCAGGGCAAAGAAUAAUUAAGACUCACAAGCAAAAAGAUUAUACACGAGCAGAGGCAUAUGCGCAAUUAUCGUAAAUUACCUUUGAAUGCACAAUUUCAAAGAGAGUAACCAAGCCUCAUUUUUAGGUAUAGAAAACAUGCAGGUUUGGGGUAAAGCAUAUUUCGCAUAGGUAGGCAUAUGGCUCGUAAAAAGUAAGGUGCACAAGUAGGUGCAGUUCAAAGAGUAAGAUCUAAACAUUCUGCUAACGAGUACUGUAAGUACAUAGAAUCAGCGUGCUAUAACAGAAAUAGUAUAAGAGUUCCCCUAAGACUAAACUCCCUGGUUUUAGCUGCAUUGCAGAUUAAGUAUUGAAAGCAUCAGUAAAAAACAUAUAGCUCUGUGAACCGGUAUCAGCAGAUCGUGGCUGGGGAUUUUAUAAUGUGCAUUGAAGUGCAGCAUCAGCCUAUCCCCCGGACCGGGAGUUUGUGGAGGUCAGUGUAGUAGGCAGCUAGGCAAGGGCUGUGCCGAUCCUCCCUCCAGCCCUGGGUCGUUGUUAAGGCCUUCGUCGUGGAGCCACAGACUCGGGGGGCUGUGAAUUGAGGCCGAGUCUUUCCCUGGUGGGAGAAAACUGGAGAUCCCGGUGGUGGUAUUAUUAUUAUUAUUAUUAUUAUUAUUAUUAUUAUUAUUAUUAUUAUUAUUAUUAUUAAAUUACUAUUCAUAUAGCGCCAGCAAACUGCGUAGGGCUGUGCCGCCAGGGGCGAUGGGUCCUCUACCACUGUGGUAGAUGCAGGUGGAUUGUAUCCUCUGAAGCCUUCAGCCCAGGCGGGGCAACUGCAGAGAGGCUUGUGGAAGGGUUAUGCCCAGAGAGGGCCCGCUCACCUCCUCACGGAAAUGACCUUGUUCUCUCUCCCGGUUUAGAGCCAGCGACACUGUGGUGCUUGCUGACAGCUUUGUAUGGAAGCUUUCAAAAAGCUUGUCCACAAUGGUAAACAGGCGUUCACGUGCCUCGUGCAUGGAUGUCAAGUUACACAUGUAGCAUUCGAGCAUCCGCCAUCUUAAGAGAGCCUGCCACACGUUGCUGUGCAAUUUCAGUAGCUUGUAGUCUGCAGAAAUACACGGGGGGAUCGGGAUGACCCACACCGGUUCAAAGGGGGGGGGGGGAAUAGUUCGGUACUUGCUUCACUCUGCCCGGUUAAGGACUUAGAGAGCAACGGUCUCUCCAUAGAGAGACUGUCUACCCUGCUCAGGUAGGCCGCAAGCCUCGAUGCGGACGUUCUGGCAGUGGAGGGGCCAUGUUUGGUAUCCCCCGAUACACCUUGUCAAGCUGAUCGCCAGUAGUGGCUCCAGAGAACAUUCCGUUUUCCAGGUCCAGACAGAGGAGCACAGACAAUGCACGUCUGGUCCCCUCAGCUGACAGGCUCUGCCCACUAAUGGUGUAUUUUUUUUUGUGUUGGUUGUCUGUGUAAUAAUUUUGCACCUAUUUUUUUUAUAUUGCAUCACCAAGUUGUAGGUUGGCAAGAUGGUGACCUCUUCUUCUGACACCAGUUUUCUUGAAAUUUGCCCUAUAUUUACUAUGUGAGUCAAUAACAAUAUUUCCACAAAAUAAUGCUUACCUCUUGACCUUGGUUAAAUCCCCAGUAUGAAACUUGUCUUCAACUCCACAAUUAUCAAUAACAUUAAGAGCAUCCAUUGGUGUGUUUCUCGCUUUGCUUGAUUACAAAGUUCUUGGACAACAUGACCUGAUGACCCUCUAUUUAUGGCUUUAUACUAACUAAUGAAGACCAGUACAUUGAAUUAGUGAGGCUCCAUGUUCGUUGUAAUAAAAACUAUAAAAUCCUGUUGUUUAACACAAGCAUGGAUGUGUACCUCACAUGAAACCUUUUAUUUAUUAUUUUUUUCCUUAUUGGGAAUUCUUUCAGAAGAGAUUAUAUAUAUUUUUUUAACGUCUAGUCUUUACUUUUUCUUUAAUUCUUACUUUUUCUUGAUGCCUGUUGGAAGGCUUUGCCACAACGUAACUAACUUUGUAAAUCUUCCUGCAGAUAUGUUUGAUAAGACUGGAACUGGUAGGAUGGAUGUGUUUGGUUUUUCCGCGUUGUGGAGAUUCAUUCAGCAAUGGAAGUCCAUGUUUCAGCAGUAUGACCGAGACCAAUCGGGCUGCAUCAACCACAACGAACUUUAUCAAGGUGAGAAGGGUAACAAAAAAUAAAAUAAAAUAUAUAUAAUUUUUUUAUUUAUUUUUUGACCUCAUUGCUAAGCAUUCUUCAACUAAAUUACUCACACUCUGAUUCUGCUGCUCCUCUCCCGGGAUAUCCGUAAUAGGAAAGGGGCCUAAUUAAUGGCAGCAGCUGGUGCCCAGGAAUAUUAGAGGAACAUUCCGUCACCAUAACAACUUAAUCUGUGUGAAGUUGUUAUGGUGCCUAGAGGACCCAGGUAUUAUUUUAUCUUAAGGAGUUAAACCAUUCUUGAACAUUUAACACCAGAAGCUAUCUCCAGCCUACCAAGUAGCAUCCGGCUUCUGAUUAGCUACAACGGUCAGCUGAUGUUUGAACCCAAUCAGUAGCUCCACCAUUCAUAAUAAAAAAAUAAAAAAAGUUUUAAAACCGCGUUACACUGCAUUUUAAUCUCUCUCAAGGUUGAGUCAGAGGAGAGACUGCUUCUAGCAACAUUGUUCCAAUUUAUACUUAGUGCAACAUUUUAUUAUUUGUUAUUUUGUAUUUAUAAUGCAAGACAUGCUCCUAAUUUUGGGGGGAAAAAAAUUCACGAUCAAGGUGGGGAGAUGUAAGAUUUUAUUGAGAAAUGUAGACUGCAUGGAUCUAAUGCUUGCUUAUCAUUAACUUGGCAAAUAUCCAUCACUUGCUUUUGUGAAUGAAUUCCCAAUUUAAAUGUCUGUUAAAUAAAAGUUGGCAGCAUGUUUAUAUGUACUGCACAGCUGCCAUAAAUCGCAUGUGCUAUGUACUGCUCUCCCAUAGACCUUUUAGGAAAACUGCUGCAAAUGAGGUAGGUACAGAGGGAAGCUUUGUUAAUUAAAAGGGAAAAUGGCAAGUAUACUAUGGAAGUUUGUCUGGUUUGUUUUAAGGCUUUAAUAUCCUGAGCUGCUAUGCACAGGACAAAUGUAAAGUAGCACCAUAACCACUACACCUCAUUGUUAGUGGUUAUUUGGAAAAAACGUUGUUGCUGGAAAUAAAAAUACCUCACCUUCUUAAUAUUUAAAGAUUCAGAAAAAAAAAUUGAAUCUUGUGCUUUUUUUGUGUAGAGAAAGCUUUUGCUUACUUUAUAUUUUUUUGUUACAGCUCUUUCGCAGAUGGGGUAUAACCUCAGCCCUCAGUUUGUUCAGAUGGUGAUGUCCCGAUAUGCACAGAGAUCUGCCAACCCAACCCUACAACUUGACCGCUUCAUACAGGUCUGCAUCCAACUGCAGAGCAUGACCGAGGCCUUCAGAGAGAAGGAUACCAGUAGGUCAGGCACCGCGAGGCUCAGCUAUGAAGACUUCCUCACUAUGACUACAACACGGCUUAUUUAACGUCUGCUGCCAACACCCCAUUAAUGGCACCACAAUGCCAUUGGCAUUCUCUACCUAGGAUUCCUUUCCCUGUUAUAAAUGUAACAAACUGCUCAUCAGGGUUGUAAUGCUCUGUGAUGUUUAAACCCAAAUGCACAGCUUGUAAGUUUUUUCAGGUACUUCUUAUUAUGCCAGGCCAACUGAUUUCCUCUGGGCUUCUUCCAGUAACAAUGUACAUUGUUCACUGAGUCUAUAGAGCAAUGAAAAUGUCAAUCUGAAGCAGCUAUUAUUUUGUAAAUUGACUGUAAAAUAGCAGUUCAGAUGCUGUUCACAUUUUGCCCACUAGGGGGAAGUAACACUCCAGAUUAGCUUUUCACAAAAAACACUUUAUAGAAAAGUGCUCACUUGCUAAAUAAACUGUUAUAGUUUUUGUACAACUUGGCCAAAUGUAAAACGUAAUGUGCCAAAUACUGUUAAGUUGUACAUACAGCAUACAGUCAAUGUUAGAUCAGAUGUACUUAGGGGAAAAAACUAUUUAGUUUUUUUAAUGAGUCACAUUUUGAUUUCUGUUAAUAACAAAUGUAACUUACCACUUGUGAUGAAUUUAACUUCUAAUUGAAAUGUGUCAUUAAGCUUUGUACUGAUUUUUUUUUUUUUUUUAAUGGUUUAUACUUCCAUUUGGUUACAAAGAUGUGGCAUUACUUGCACAAUGAACUACUUUUUUAACGAAAAUUCUGGUAGUCUAUUUCCAUUAUAAAUCUCAAUAUAUUUGCUUCCUUUCGUCAUCCAUUCAUUGAAUCUCAAGAAGCCAGACUUGUACUUAUAUACAUAAAGUGCAGUCACACACCACUCAAGAUUAACGUGGAUCUUUUUGGUUUAAUUUUUUUCUCAUUUUCCAAAUCACGUCCUUACUUUGCCCUUUCUUUAAAAAAAAAAAAAAGUUAUGAAAAUGGAAAAGUUGGUACUACUUUUCCUUAUGGAGUAUCAGCAUGUUGACAAAGGGUGGAGCUUUAGUCUAGUGCCACUGCCUCUAUCAAUAUUGUUAUUGGGCCUGGAUUCCAGUACUCGCCUUUCUCAAGAACCGCGUCAUGUCCUGUUGCAGAACAUCAUUGUUCUUCAAUGCUGACUCUUAAGCACUGCCUGCUAUGGGCAAUGAAUCCAGUCGCUGCCAUCUUAGAAAAUUGAGGAAACCGCAACCAGAAAGAAGACCCGGAGGGACCGGUACUCUAUGUAACAGUAAGUAAGAUCCCUGUGUCUGAAAUGGCUGGCAGGCAUCAGAGACAUAGAUGCAUGGAAAGCAGAGGGAUCCUUUGGGUGAAAGAACUGCUUUGAAAAAGUUCUAAGCUGGGGUCUACAUAUUUGAAUUAUCAGGAACUCCUUAUUUAAUGAUGUGAAAGGGGGGAAUGAUAGAAACUUUAAUUUGAUUGAUAUAACCAUUUUAAAACACCAAUGUGUUAGCUAUGUAUGCAUAUAUUCUUUUCGUUCUUUAACAAUGUAUUUUUAUUUGAACCACGAGUACAUGACAGAUUGGGAUUUCAUAUUGUCUUUAAGCAAGAUAUCAUGAUAGAUAUGUAUUAGAAUUCAAACCCUGUUGUCUAUUGCCAUAUUUUGAAUGGGCUAAGGCUUUGUAAAUUGCAUAUUCAGCAAAACAUAAAUAUAUAUGUACAUCACAAAGUAAGUCUGUCAUAUUUUAUUUCCCUGAUAUAAAACAUUUCCAGCAACGCACACGUAUUCUUAAAUAAAUGUUUUCCUGGUUGGAGGUGGUCCAGUAAGAACCAUCUGAACAUUUAAAUUUAUUUGUUUUAAAUGUUUUUUGACUGAUAUAAGGAGAAAACUCUCCCCCUCAUUAGAUAAAGCAUAAUACACAUUUAUUGACAGAUUAAAGAUUUAUUCUAAACGUUUCAGUAAAAGGUUAAUAAAAGCAAUAGCAACUCCAAGUAAGCAGUGCACAUCCAGAACAAAAAUUUUCACUCACAUUGAGCAUGCCCUUCUUUGUUUGGCACUUUUAUUCUGUGGAGGCUGGUGAAUGGACUUCUGACCAGAUACAGUGUAGAAGAUUGUCUACCCCUUAUUUAUUUCAUGUGCUACUUGAUUCUGUUUGGUAUCUUUCUUGGUUGUGAUCUCACCCUCUAAUACCUGACCUACCUACCUUUCAGGUACUUUACCUCUGGGACUGCUCAUGGACAGGAUCAUGCAGGAUGUAUAUGAAGCUAAAUUCUGCUUCCUUCAAAUUGAAAAAAGGGGCUUAGUUAGGAGACCAUGAUAUGAGCUCUCUGACCAAAGCCUUGGUGACCUUUGUACCAUCCUGCCCUGACAUACUUGUAUCUAUUGCUAAAUUGAUAGGUUGGUUAUGGACAGUUUUCUUACCCAGUGGCGUACAGCACAUGGGUAUGGAGACUUUCUAUCAAAACCUAUAUCCAUUGAUGUUCUUGAUAAGGCUGUGUAAUCCACCACUCUUUUGUACUGGAUGUGUAGAUCAUUUCAAGUGUGCAGCAAUAAUUACCUUUAUGGGUUAACUGCACCUCUAGUGGCUGUCUACGGGACAUCUGUGCUGCACUCAGGUAAGCAACAGAUGGGGUUUAUAACUCCUUCUGCACCAUGGAGGGGAGGCGCUACAGUGCCAGGAAAACAACUUUGUUUUAUUGGCACUAUAGUGUGUUCCUUUAAUGUAUAGCUGAAGUAUCAUUAUGCACCUCACAGUGUACCUGUAGCUAAGAAAGCAACUUAAAGGCCAUGAAAGACAGCAGCUAAAGUUCAGGUAGAUUGUGGCAUGCUUUCCCCAAUCAUUAUAACAAAUUGGGCUGAUAUUCGUUUUGGGGGAAAAAAGGUUCUAUUUGUUUAACUCGUGUACUUCAAGUGUCUGUGCCAAGCAAAACUUAUAUCCAUGUGCAUAAUACUCGACUGGCAAAGGCAAGAUAUAGACAUGCACGGUUUCAGUGGGGAUGAGCUCUUUGUAAAGUAUUGAUUUGCACUUGCUUUGACAACUUUCAUGUCGGAGGGUUCUGGGAAGAGCGGCAUACAUAGCUGUAGUAUGAUUACUUAUACCUGGCUUCUCUGCAGGGAUAAUGGAUUUUUGGAUUGAAACAUGCUUAAUUUACUAUUGAACUCUCCUUGCUACAUUUAUAUUUUGCUAUACACUAGGAAGCUUUACAGCUUCUUAAAACACUCAAGGAUUUGCUAUCCAAGGAUAUAAUUCACCCCAUCUUUACAAAUCUUUUCCCAUCUAAGCCCGUACCCAGACCCAUGUGCUGUCUCUUUUACAGACAGCUUGGUGCAGAGGUAAAUGGGGAAAAAAAGAUAUAAAAUAGAAAUAGUGUUUACUGGUGGGUGAAGGUGUUUCAUAGCUAUAAUGUGAAUAAUAAAAAAAAAAAACUGGCACAUUCAUGUCCAUAUCUACCUUUUAUACCAUAAAAUACUCCGUUUAACUCAAAUUCGUAUUGCACACUGGGUGAAUGAGGACCAAAUGCAAUAUUUAGGGCAAUAUAAGAGAUCUGGAACAAAACCAUCUGAAUAUAGAGCUCCUAACAUCUGAUUAUUUAGAGAAUAAACUGUAAUAAGAACCUAGUGCCUCCUGGAUGUUAGAGCUG
This is a messenger RNA of Pelobates cultripes (western spadefoot toad), 15307 nucleotides long. NCBI's taxonomy places the organism in Eukaryota, Metazoa, Chordata, Amphibia, Anura, Pelobatidae. The record is from the annotation of a GenBank genome assembly.